This is a messenger RNA of Vigna unguiculata (cowpea), 466 nucleotides long. RefSeq lists its product as uncharacterized. Gene Ontology annotation, biological process: translation. NCBI's taxonomy places the organism in Eukaryota, Viridiplantae, Streptophyta, Magnoliopsida, Fabales, Fabaceae. The record is from RefSeq and is a predicted model, not a curated record. Gene Ontology annotation, molecular function: structural constituent of ribosome. Gene Ontology annotation, cellular component: ribosome.
GUGUCUCUGCCACAUAGAAAACACCAUGAAUUUUGCAGCAUCAUUUUGCAGAAGAUUGAAUGUCAAGGAACUUGUGACAAAUGUUCCUGUGUAUAGAAGCACCAGUGAUGUGUCUGGAGAAGGUUUGAGUAUGGUGUUCAGGCGUUGGGCUUCCAAAAAGACUGCUGGUUCUACAAAGAAUGGACGGGAUUCAAAACCCAAGAACCUUGGAGUGAAGAAAUUUGGUGGGGAGAGGGUGAUACCUGGAAAUAUCAUUGUUCGACAACGUGGUACUCGUUUUCAUCCAGGAAACUAUGUGGGACUUGGGAAAGAUCAUACUCUGUUUGCAUUGAAAGAGGGAUUGGUGAAGUUUGAACGGAACAAGCUGACUGGUCGCAAAUGGGUGCAUGUUGAGCCUAAAGAAGGCCAUGUUCUCCACCCUUUGUAUGCAAAUGCAUCUGUUUCAAAAGUAAAGGUUGCUGUGUAA